Zeugodacus cucurbitae (melon fly) is the source of this 575-nucleotide messenger RNA. RefSeq names its product protein LTO1 homolog. The transcript has 2 exons. The record is from RefSeq and is a predicted model, not a curated record. Lineage: Eukaryota; Metazoa; Arthropoda; Insecta; Diptera; Tephritidae. The coding region runs from base 129 to 575 and encodes 148 amino acids.
AGAUUAUAGUUUGCGCAAACUGAAAGAACAACAAAAUAUUCACAAUGACAACAAUUUAUAUUUCCAUGAAUUAUUGUGAAUAGUUAUUCCUCGCCAAGAAGAAGCAGACAUACAUCAAAAUCAGCUUUAUGGCCGCUGCGGAACAGGAUUUCAAUGAUUUACUGGACAAUAUUGUAUUAGCCGAAGAAAAUAUAGUGCGGGAGAGCUACGAGGAAGGUUUGGAAGUGGGUCGCACACGUGGAGAGCAAGAAGGUUAUGAGCUAGGCUAUGCGCAAGGUAUACAACUUGGCAAGGAACUUGGUGAAAUUUAUGGCACAGUUGUGGCACAACAACAACAAAAACACAGUGAAAAAGUGCAACGUGCAUUACAACAAUUACGCGCCAGCAUAGAUCAAUUUCCACGCGAUAAUAAUCCAGAAGCCGAUAUAAUUGGCAUGGUGGAGAACAUACGCAUGCAAUAUAAACGUGUGCGUGUAUUGACGGCUGGCAAGGUGGGAAAGACAACGAAAAAAGUAGAAGACAACAGCAGUAGUACUAGUGGUGCGGCAGAGAAAGCCAAAGAUUUUUCUUUCUAA